AUGGCGUCGUCUCAAUCUCUCGGCGGUUCAACUCGCUGCGGCAAAAUCCUCGGUCCAUCCUUCGACAAAAUCAUCAAGAAUGUCGCAUGGCGGAAGCAUACAAACCUUGUCGCCGCUUGUAAAUCCGUCAUUGAUAAGCUUGAAACCCUAACUGAACAACCUUCUCUUUCUCUCUCUUCUCCGAUCCCUACAUUAUCGCCUUCCGACGCCGACGCUUUUCUCUCUCCUCUACUCCUCGCGCUCGACACCGGUUCUCCGAAGAUCAUCGAUCCUGCUCUUGACGCUCUUUUUCGCCUCUUCUCGAACAAUCUUCUUAGGUUUGAGCUCGAUCGUUCUUCCGAUGAUAACAGCAAUUCUCUCGUUUUUCAGCUGAUUGAAUCGGUUUGUAAGUGUUGUGGUUUGGGAGAUGAGCUGGUUCAGUUUUGUGUGAUGAAAGUGCUGUUAUCGGCGAUUAGAUCUCCGUUUGUUGAGUUUAGAGGUGAUUAUCUUAACCACAUUGUUAAAACUUGUUAUAAUGUUUAUUUAGGGGGUUUGAAUGGGACUAAUCAGAUCUGUGCUAAGGCUGUUUUAGCUCAAAUUGUGUUAAUUGUAUUCGCUCGUGUUGAAGAGGAUUCUAUGUUUGUUAGUAAUUUUAAAACGAUUACGGUUUCGGAGUUGCUUGAAUUUACUGAUAGGAAUUUGAGUGAAGGGAAUUCGGCUCAAUUGGUUCAGAAUGUAAUUAAUGAGGUUAUGGAUUGUAAUGGAGGGGUUGAAGAUUUUAAUCAACAUACCGAAAACUCCCUGAAUGGAAAUGUGAAUGUGGAUGGGAAUGAGGAUAAGAAUGGUGGUGAUGAUUCAGGGGCGAAACCGGAGGAAAAUAGCGAAGCAGGGGCGAAAGUGGAGGAAAAUACUGAACCAGGGGCGAAAACGGAGGAAAAUAGUGAAGAGGGGAAACCAGUGGUGAAAAGUGAAGGACUGGGAGGAUCAGGGGAAAGGGAGAGUUUGCUUAGAGAGGAUGGUUUUAUGCUGUUUAAGAACUUGUGUAAAUUGUCAAUGAAGUUCUCUUCACAGGAGCAUUCUGAUGAUGAGAUUUUACUAAGGGGGAAAAUCCUAUCUUUGGAAUUGCUGAAGGUGAUUAUGGAUAAUAGCGGUCUUGUUUGGUGCUCGAAUGAGAGCUUCCUGAACAUCAUCAAACAGUUUCUCUGUUUGUCAUUGCUGAAGAACAGUGCAUUGUCAGUGAUGACCAUCUUCCAGCUUCUGUGCUCAAUUUUUAUGAGCUUGCUUUCAAAAUUCAGAUCAGGGUUGAAAUCUGAGAUUGGAAUCUUCUUUCCAAUGCUUAUCCUUCGUGUCCUGGAAAAUAUAACUCAGCCUCGUUUUAUUCAGAAAAUGACUGUCCUUAACCUACUAGAGAAGAUUUCUCAAGAUCCACAGCUAAUCAUUGAUAUUUUUGUCAACUACGAUUGUGACCUGGAUGCUCCAAAUAUUUACGAGAGGACGGUUAAUGGCCUUUUGAAGACUGCUCUUGGUCCUGCACCUGGUUCUACUACACCAUUGUCUCCAGUUAAGGAUCUUACAUUUCGAGUUGAAUCCGUUAAAUGCCUAGUUAGAAUUGUCAAGUCAAUGGGAGUAUGGAUGGACCAGCAACUGAAAAUUGGGGAGACUUCUUUGUCGAAUAGAUCCUCUGUGGUGACUGGCUCGGUAGACAUGCAUUCUGCCCUGAAUGGAGAAGAGGGAAUGAUUGCUGAGUAUGAACUGCUUCCAGAAUCAAAUUCUGAGUCAUCUGAUGCUGCAACACUUGAGCAACGCCGAGCUUAUAAACUUGAAAUUCAGAAAGGCAUCACAUUGUUUAACAGGAAGCCUUCCAAAGGUGUUGAAUUCCUAAUCAACACCAAAAAAGUUGGUGGUUCCCCUGAAGACGUAGCCUCUUUUCUGAAGAACACUGCUGGACUGAAUCCAACUGUUAUUGGGGACUACUUGGGAGAACGAGAGGAUUUUCCAUUGAAAGUUAUGCAUGCUUAUGUUGAUGGAUUCAAUUUUGAAAAAAUGGAUUUUGGUGAAGCUAUUCGGUAUUUUCUGCGGGGUUUCAGAUUGCCUGGAGAGGCUCAAAAGAUAGACCGAAUCAUGGAGAAGUUUGCUGAGCGCUACUGUAAAUGCAAUCCUAACUCAUUUAAAAGCGCAGAUACAGCUUAUGUCCUUGCUUAUUCUGUUAUAAUGCUCAACACCGAUGCUCACAAUAACAUGGUCAAAGAUAAGAUGACGAAAGCUGAUUUUAUUCGGAACAAUCGUGGAAUUGAUGAUGGCAAGGACUUACCUGAAGAGUAUCUAGGUGCUAUAUAUGAUCAAAUCGUGAAAAAUGAAAUAAAAAUGAAUGCCGAAACUUCUCAACCACAGAGCAAGCAGGUCAAUGGGUUGAACAGGUUGUUGGGCUUGGAUGGUAUACUGAACUUGGUCAUGGGGAAGCAGCCCGAAGAAAAGCCAUUGGGUACUAAUGGCCUUCUUAUCAAGAAUAUCCAGGAGCAGUUUAAGGCAAACUCUGGAAAAUCAGAGUCUGUUUUUUAUGCAGUUUCGGAUGUUUCAAUAUUGAGGUUUAUGGUAGAAGUUUGUUGGGGUCCUAUGCUGGCUGCCUUUAGUAUGACACUUGAUCAGAGUGAUGACAAGUUAGCUACUUCAGAAUGUUUGCAAGGCUUCCGAUAUGCUGUACACGUAACCGCAGUCCUAAGUAUGCAGACCCAAAGAGAUGCUUUUGUGACCUCUCUGGCCAAAUUCACUUAUCUUCACUGUGCAGCAGAUAUGAAGCAAAAAAAUAUUGAUGCUAUGAAGACCAUAAUGUCUAUAGCUAUUGAAGAUGGGAAUUACCUUCAAGAAGCAUGGGAGCACAUUCUAACAUGCUUGUCUAGAUUUGAGCAUUUGCAACUUUUGGGAGAAGGUGUUCCACCUGAUGCUUCAUUCUUGAGCAUGUCUAAUGCUGAACCUGAACAGAAAUCACUUAAGUCUAGUGAAUUGGCUUCUCUAAAGAAAAAGGGAGCCCUUCAAAAUCCAGCUGUGGCAGCUGUCGUUCGAGGUGGAUCCUAUGACAGCAGCGCACUUGGUGCUAACCACCCCAAACUGGUUACCUCCGAACAGGUCACUAACUUCAUUUCGAAUUUGCACUUGCUUGAUCAAAUAGGGAGCUAUGAGUUGAACCACAUAUUUGCGCAUAGCCAAAGGAUGAACAGUGAGGCAAUAGUGUCCUUUGUGAGAGCUCUUUGCAAAGUUUCAAUGUCUGAGUUGCAGUCUCCAACUGAUCCUCGUGUGUUCAGCCUCACUAAGAUAGUUGAAAUUGCGCACUAUAAUAUGAAUCGCAUCAGACUAGUGUGGUCUCGCAUCUGGAAUGUUCUUUCUGAUUUCUUUGUGUCCGUUGGCCUGUCAGAAAACCUCUCAGUGGCGAUUUUUGUCAUGGAUUCAUUGAGGCAGCUUGCUAUGAAAUUCCUUGAGCGUGAGGAGUUGGCAAAUUACAAUUUCCAAAAUGAAUUUUUGAGGCCUUUUGUCAUUGUAAUGCAAAAGAGUAGCUCUGCUGAAAUCAGGGAGCUAAUAGUCCGCUGCAUUUCUCAGAUGGUCCUUAGCCGUGUCAGUAAUGUGAAAUCUGGAUGGAAAAGUGUAUUUAUGGUUUUUACAACUGCUGCUGCUGAUGAACGGAAGAGUAUAGUGUUGCUGGCCUUUGAGACUAUGGAAAAAAUAGUUCGGGAAUAUUUCCCUCACAUAACUGAGACUGAGUCUACAACUUUCACAGAUUGUGUUAAAUGCCUCAUAACCUUCACAAAAAGCAAGUUUGAUAGUGAUGUCAGCUUCAAUGCCAUUGCAUUUCUUCGAUUCUGUGCUCUUAAGCUUGCAGAAGGGGGAUUGUUUUGCAACGAGGAUAGCCAAGAUGCCAAUUCAUAUGAUUUAAGUGACAGCGGGGUGACCUUUGAUAGGCAACCUUCUAUAAGUAAAGAUGAAAAUAUUUCCUUUUGGAUGCCUUUGCUUACAGGAUUAUCAAGGUUGACAUCUGAUCCAAGACCAGUAAUCAGAAAGAGCUCUGUUGAAGUUCUAUUUAACAUCCUCAUGGAUCAUGGAAGCCUUUUUUCACGUCCGUUUUGGAGUGCUAUCUUCAAAUUUGUUGUUUUCCCUAUCCUCAGCUGUAAAGAUGAUACAGAUGAAACUGAGGUGAAUGAUGACAAGUCACUUCAAACUACUAAAGACUCUUCUCAUGGUACUCAAUGGGACUCUGAAACUUCUUCAGUGGCAGCACAGCGCCUUGUUGAUCUUUUUGUUACAUUCUUCGCUGUCCUGAGGUCUCAACUACCAAAUGCUGUUACUGUACUGGCUGAUUUCAUUAAGAGCCCAGGUCCUGGUCCUGCUAAAAUUGGGAUAGCUGCAUUGGUACGUUUAACCAGUGAAUUAGGAACCAGGCUUUCUGAAGAUGAUUGGAGAGGUAUGUUAAUGGCUAUAAAAGAUGCGGCUGCUUCAACUCUUCCUGGAUUUUUAAGGGUCUUAAGGACUAUGGAUAACAUAAAUAUUCCUGAUGCCAUGCAAUCCUAUCAUGGUCUCGAUUCUGACAAUGAAAUAUCCAACAAUGAUCUGGAGGACGACGACCUGCAAACUGCUGCAUAUGUGGUUUCAAGAAUGAAAGGUCAUAUUGCAGUUCAGUUGGUCAUCAUACAGCUUGUGACUGAUCUUUACAAGACUCAUCAUGAUGGUCUCUCAGAAUCUAACCUCAAGAUACUUCUUGAACUUUUUUCCAUGAUUUCAUCUCAUGCCAACCAACUAAGCUCUGAAGGUAUCAUACUGAGGAAGCUUCAGACAGUGUGCAAUAUGCUAGAGCUCACUGACCCACCUGUGGUUCAUUUUGAAAAUGAGUCUUACCAGAGUUAUCUAGAAUUUCUUAAUGACUUGGUUUUAGAAAGACCAACAACUACUCCAAAAGAUAUCGACUUGGAAGCACAGGUUGUAGCCGUUUGUGAGAAAAUACUAGAGAUGUAUGUGGAGUGUGCUGGGACUCACUCCAGCAAGCAAAAGCCUGCAGAUGAGCCCGAGGCACAUUGGAUCCUUCCAUUGCUUUCAGCAAAAAAGGAAGAACUUGCAGCACGGAGUACUUUGCUUUUAUCAGCAUUACGCACAUUGAGUCGGUUGGAGAAAGAUUCAUUUAGAAGGUACAUUUCACGUUUAUUUCCCUUGUUGGUUGAUCUUGUGAGAAGUGAACACAGCUCAAGAGAAGUAUUGCCUAUUUUGAGUGAUAUGUUUCAAACUUGUAUAGGACCAAUAAUUGUUGAGUCAUAAUUUAGAAUUUUUUUGGUAUAAAUGAGUCCGCCCAACCCCACCCCACCCAACACCCCCAAGGUCCCUGUCUAGGACUUCUUUCACCACCACCAUCUUAUGAUAGCUUAAAUAUCACCAAUACCAAAAUUUUGUACCUAAAUAGAUUUUGUAGAAUGUGUUACAGAUGUAAAAGCGAACACUUUAGAGUCCACAUAUUAGCCAGAGUUUGUCCAUGAACUUGUGAUGCUUGUUAAUUUUAAUAAUUGCCUCGUUUCUUCCAUUGCUAAAUGUAUUCUCGAACUGUCGUCAUUUUUUUGAACUUUUAAUUGAUUGAACUGUAGAGUUGGAUACAUAUG
Chenopodium quinoa (quinoa) is the source of this 5609-nucleotide messenger RNA. Its product is annotated as brefeldin A-inhibited guanine nucleotide-exchange protein 1-like. Bases 1 to 5274 code for a protein of 1757 amino acids. Gene Ontology annotation, molecular function: guanyl-nucleotide exchange factor activity. Lineage: Eukaryota; Viridiplantae; Streptophyta; Magnoliopsida; Caryophyllales; Amaranthaceae. The record is from RefSeq and is a predicted model, not a curated record. Gene Ontology annotation, biological process: regulation of ARF protein signal transduction. The transcript is spliced from 11 exons. Gene Ontology annotation, cellular component: trans-Golgi network.